AUGAAAAUCCAUUAUAUUAAUAUAUUAUUGUUUGAGCUUCCAUUAAAUAUAUUGAUAUAUAAUCAAAGGAACCAUAACAGCACCACACAUCAUACAUUAAAAAUACCAAUCACUAGAUUAUUAUGCGAGUGCGAAUUAUACGCACCAUCUAACUAUGACAACGAUCCUGAAAUGAAAGAAGUGAUGGAAAUUUUCGAUCGUCAAACCUCAGAAAGGUUUCAUGAAUAUGAUGAAAGGAUGAAAACUACACGCCAAAAAUGUAGAGAACAAUGUGAUAAAGAAAUCGAAAAAAUUAUUUUAAAAGAUAAAUUGGAAAAAGAAUUAAUGGACAAAUUUGCCACACUACACACAGAUAUGCAAAGUGAUGCUAUUCCCACAUGUGUUUGCGAAAAAUCAGUGGCAGAUAAAACAGAAAAGGUAUGUCUUAACUGUGGAAAAACUAUGGGAGCAGUUGCACCUGCUUGGGGUUUGAUCAGCGGUUUAUGGUAUGCAACAUGGUCACAAUAUGUUUCUGCAAAGAUACUUGAAGUGGGUAUCUCUGAGGGUAUAAAAGAGGGUUUAACUCAAAUAAUGAAAUUCACAAUAUCUCUGUAUCCUAAAGCUAAUUUACCUAAUAUUACUGUUACACAAAUGCUUUCCUCAGGUAAAUUUACCAAUAAUGUAACACUAUUUGAUAUGGUUCAACACAUAAAUAAUACUAUGUACACGACAUUAGAGGCUGAAGAAUAUAGUAAAUUUUGCGGGGUUGUAUCUAGUAUGGCUAAAUAUAAAAAUAUUACUUUUAAUAGAACUUAUGGAAAAUAUUCAACAGCAGUUACAGAAGCCGUUACUCAAGGUAAAACUAACGCAAUAAAUACAUUAACACCUGCUACUAAUACAUUAACUACUGCUAUUAUUGCUUCUAUGGUUGCAAUUGUAGUCAUAGUUUUGGUUAUGAUAAUAAUUUAUUUAAUAUUACGUUAUCGAAGAAAAAAGAAAAUGAAGAAAAAACUGCAAUAUAUAAAAUUAUUAGAAGAAUAG
This is a messenger RNA of Plasmodium falciparum 3D7, 1020 nucleotides long. RefSeq names its product rifin. The record is from RefSeq and is a predicted model, not a curated record. The transcript has 2 exons. Bases 1 to 1020 code for a protein of 339 amino acids. NCBI's taxonomy places the organism in Eukaryota, Apicomplexa, Aconoidasida, Haemosporida, Plasmodiidae.